Messenger RNA from Drepanopeziza brunnea f. sp. 'multigermtubi' MB_m1, 1608 nucleotides. RefSeq lists its product as uncharacterized. The record is from RefSeq and is a predicted model, not a curated record. Gene Ontology annotation, molecular function: ribosomal large subunit binding. Gene Ontology annotation, biological process: ribosomal large subunit export from nucleus. Gene Ontology annotation, cellular component: cytoplasm; nucleus. NCBI's taxonomy places the organism in Eukaryota, Fungi, Ascomycota, Leotiomycetes, Helotiales, Drepanopezizaceae.
AUGUCUGCUAUGGACCUUGACGCUCCGGUGUCUAUCUCGCAAAGAUUUGCGGCGGUAGACCAACAGCAGAAUAGCGCAACGAUUUUGUGCUGCAACUGUGGCGCUGCGAUUGAUGGAACAACGUCAGCCGGUGCUCUCUGCUACGACUGCGUAAAACUCACUGUCGACGUGUCGCAAGGAAUUCAGCGGGAGGCCACUCUACAUUUCUGCCGAGACUGCGACAGAUGGCUUCUACCCCCAUCCAGCUGGAUUGUCGCCGCGCCCGAGUCUCGAGAACUGCUGGCCUUGUGCCUGAAAAAACUGCGCGGUCUACACAAAGUUAGGAUUAUCGACGCCAGCUUCAUCUGGACAGAACCCCAUUCUCGCAGAGUCAAGGUCAAGCUUACGAUCCAAGACUCGGUUUCGGAGGGGGUGGUGCUGCAGCAGUCGUUCGAGGUGGAAUACGUCGUAGCAUACCAGCAAUGUCCGGAUUGUGCAAAGUCAUACACUGCGAAUACCUGGAGAGCUUGCGUGCAGGUCCGACAAAAAGUCCCUCACAAGAGAACGUUCCUUUACCUCGAACAACUCAUUCUCAAGCACGGUGCACACAAGGAUACGAUCAAUAUCAAGGAAGUGAAGGAUGGGCUGGACUUCUUCUACGCAGCACGGAAUCAGGCCGAGAAAUUCGUCGACUUCCUUACAUCUGUGGUACCCGUCCGGAGCAAGAAGUCCCAGGAACUGAUUUCUAUGGACAUUCACACUUCUACCAGCUCUUACAAAUUCUCAUACUCUGUUGAAGUUGUCCCGAUUUGCAAAGAUGAUUUGGUGGCAAUUCCCAUAAAGCUCGCGAGAUCUAUUGGUAACAUCUUACCUCUGGGUAUUUGUCACCGUAUUGGUACAACUGUCAACUUCCUUGACCCAAGUACUCUCCAGACAGCCGACGUCAGCGCCCCCAUCUACUGGCGCGCACCGUUCACAUCCCUGGCAGAUGUUCAAGAACUCGUCGAAUUUAUCGUUAUGGAUAUCGAGCUAUUGGGACCACAAAAGGGUAGAUGGGCACUGGCCGAAGCCACAGUCGCUCGCGCAUCAGAUCUUGGAAGGAAUGACAAGACAUACUACACCCGUACACAUCUCGGAAACGUGCUGCACCCAGGAGACUCAGUUAUGGGUUACCAGUUGACCGGCACAAACUUCAACAGUCCCCAGUUCGACGCUCUUGAAGAAUCCAACACAUACUCCUCACAAAUACCUGACGUCAUGCUCGUCAAGAAGUUCUACGCCAGAAAGAAGAAAUCGAAGAACCGCAACUGGCGCCUCAAGCGUAUGAACAAGGAGGAGGGUGAGGUUCUACCCAAGAAGGCCGACCAGGACCGUAUGGACAAGGACUACGAGAUGUUCUUGCGGGAUGUCGAGGAAGAUGAGGAGCUGAGACAGACGAUGGCGCUGUUCAAGGCUCAGCAGAAGAGAGAUGCUGAGGCUAUGAGUGUUGUAGAGACGAGUGAUGGCGAGGAGGACGAGACGCCGAAGAUCAAUAUGGAUGAGCUUUUGGACGAGUUUGAAGAUUUGCAAGUUGCGGACAAAAAAGGUGUUGUGGUCUGGGUCACUGCAGCAUCGGAUGUGGAUAUCUGA